Molecule: messenger RNA, 980 nt
Organism: Caenorhabditis sp. 36 PRJEB53466
Lineage: Eukaryota; Metazoa; Nematoda; Chromadorea; Rhabditida; Rhabditidae
Source: the annotation of a GenBank genome assembly
AUGAUCGGUUCGGCCCAUCCAGAAAGCAUCACAAACAUUUUGAGUGCGCCGACUUCUCUCAGUGGUUCUGCCGACAACGAGAAGGUGAGGAAAAGAAAGUAAUGUACAUUCCUUCAAUUAGUAUGCAUAUGUCUUUAGAUAGUUAAAGUCAUGACGUCACCGUUUCCCAAACCAGAAGCGAUCACCCAAAUAUCCACUUCAUCAGACGUCAGCGGUCCGUCAACUACAACUACACCCGCGAAUACAACACCUCUAAAUCUAUCCCAAUCACCAGGUAAGUAAAUGUAGGCUCCAAAGUGAUAGCACUGGUUCGAAUAACAUGUUUUGUUGCAGUCAACAAGGUCCCCUCGGGCAACACACAUUUGGCGGCGUUGAUGCGACAAUAUGAUAUUAUCGCACAGAACAACAAGUUGAAACCAACAGAAAUCAGUGGGAACGACGGAGAGUCGUCAAAGUCAUCGAAGAAGAACCAGCAAUCAGUUUCUGGUCCCACUGUCAAAAGUGAUAUGGUCGUUCUGAACAAAGUUUCUCCGAUCCUGCCGAUUCAGCAGAUUCUGCCAGUUCAAUGUCAGAAUUUUCCUCCUCCACUUGGUGAAAAAUGAGUUUUUGAAGAAUUUUGACAUAAAGAUGCAUGUUGUAGUUCGGAACAACGAUGCGCCAGUGCCAUUAUUCAACUUUGCGUCUCCGAUUCCCGGAUAUGGAUGGCCAAUGUUGCCAUUUUGUGAGUUAUUCACAAAUCCCCAUGAGUAUUCCCCAAUGACCCCUUUUCAGCUAACCCCUUCGUGCCGGGAUUUCUGCAAUGUUUCCCGUUCCCGCCUCAACUUUCACUGCUUCAAAAUCAGUUCACUUUUCAACCGAGUCUACCUCAAUCGUCCCAACAAAACGGAAAUGCGAACAAGAAACGAAAGGCGACUACGGUCGCUACUUCACCAAAAUCACAAAUCAAGCGAGCCAAGGAAAUAGGUAAUGAGGCCGUCUAG